This is a messenger RNA of Calidris pugnax (ruff), 2221 nucleotides long. RefSeq names its product torsin-1A-like. The record is from RefSeq and is a predicted model, not a curated record. Gene Ontology annotation, molecular function: ATP hydrolysis activity; kinesin binding; ATP binding. NCBI's taxonomy places the organism in Eukaryota, Metazoa, Chordata, Aves, Charadriiformes, Scolopacidae. Gene Ontology annotation, cellular component: nuclear envelope; endoplasmic reticulum lumen; endoplasmic reticulum. Gene Ontology annotation, biological process: protein localization to nucleus; nuclear membrane organization. Bases 49 to 1077 code for a protein of 342 amino acids. The transcript has 5 exons.
CGGAGGGGCGGAAGCGGCGGCGGGGCCGGCAGCGGGGCCGGGCGGGCCAUGAAGCUGCGGCGGGGCCCGCUGCGGGCGGCCCUGGGGCUGGCGUUGCUGCCGCUGUUCCUCGGGCCGGCGAGCGCUGUGGAACCCAUCAGCCUAGGGCUGGCGAUCGCGGGCGCCGCCGCCUCGGCCCUUACCGGCUUCAUCUCCUACCCGCGGCUCUACUGCUACUUCAGGGAGUGCUGCCUCCCGCAGCGGUCUCUCCGUCCAGCUCUGCAGGACAAUCUGGACAAGAAGCUGUUUGGGCAACACCUGGUGAACAAGGUGGUUGUAAAGGCCGUGAAGGGCUUCUUGAACAACAGCAAUGCCAAAAAACCUCUCGCACUUUCCUUGCAUGGGUGGACUGGAACAGGCAAGAACUUUGUCAGUAAGAUAAUCGCUGAAAGCAUUUAUAAGAGAGGUCUGCAGAGUAAAUAUGUCCAUCAGUUCGUGGCGACUUUACACUUCCCUCACGCUCAGAGCAUCAAUCUCUACAAGGACCAGUUGCAGUCAUGGAUUCGGGGAAAUGUGAGCAUCUGUCCCAGAUCCCUCUUCAUAUUUGACGAAAUGGAUAAAAUGCACGCAGGACUCAUUGACUCCAUCAAGCCAUUCCUGGACUACUAUGAGCUUCUGGACGGGGUGUCGUACCGAAAAGCCAUCUUCAUAUUCCUCAGCAAUGCAGGAGCUGAAAAGAUAACAGAGGUGGCACUAGAUUUCUGGAGAAAUGGAAAGACAAGGGAAAAUAUACAGCUCGCAGAUGUGGAAAAUGCGCUGUCUGUGUCCGUCUUCAAUAACAAAAAUAGUGGAUUUUGGCACAGCCCCUUGAUCGAUAAAAAUCUCAUUGACUACUUUGUUCCCUUCCUGCCUCUGGAAUACAAACAUGUGAAAAUGUGUGUCAGGGUGGAGAUUGAAUCACGUGGCUACGUUGUGGAUGAAGAGAUUUUAACCAGAAUAGCCGACGAAAUGACCUACUUCCCCAGAGAGGAGAGAAUUUAUUCAGAUAAAGGAUGUAAAACUGUGGAUUCAAAGCUGGAUUAUUACUAUGACUUCUAAUGCUUUAUUGCUACAAACUGCAAAGAAGCAAAGUUAACUUCAUUACAAAGUGGAGAACCCGGAACAUUUCAUUUUUAAGCACUUUUUAAAGAAAGGAACGUUAUUUUUUAACUGGUGUGUAAAUAAGCAGCAGUGCCUCUGUGGUUUUAUCCUGUCACUAGUGAUGGCUCCCAGGUACUUCGGCCUUGUUGCCAAGGUAAGAAAGGACCGCGUUGUGAAUGCGGCACCGAAGAUUCCUCUUGGAUCACGUGUUGAUCACCAGAACCAUUUGGCAGCCUGUUGGCACAUAUAGAAGGACUGAGAUUAUCACCAAAUUUUAAUUGGGUUUUGGUUUGAUGUAGAUGAUCUCUAGCGAAUAAUGAGAAUUUUAAUCAAAGUUCCUAUUUCUGUGAAAGACUUCAUUUGGCUUGUGUAGGAAUAUCCCUGUAACUGCAUUAAAAGUAGGAUACGUGUCUCUUCUCCUUGAGCAGCUUGGUUCCAGUAAAGAUGACGGGGGAAUUCCAUAAUUAUAAAAAUCCAGAGUCUUCUAUCCAACAUCAUGCAGUACCCUUGUCUUUUCUCAAAACAGUGGUAUAGAUUGGCCUUCUGCAUGUCAAACCAAAAAUGUGAGACUUUUUGGUGUGAAUAGUGUUCAGAGGGCGGUCUUAAUAUUUCAAGGAAGUGAGUUAAAAUCCUUGACUUCCACAUCAGUGUAGUUGGUUCUUAUUUUGUUUUUUUUUUUAUAAUGUAUAUAGUUGCCCACAGCAGGCUUUCCCAGGAGUGAUCUCAGGAGGGUGAAAAGUGUGCUUUCUGCUUGGUGAGUCAGCUUUAUGGACAGAGUGUAACUUAAUGUGAAACAUGUACAGGUUAAAUUUUACACCAAGGAACCAGAAAAGAGGUUUUUCCUCUUCACCUACAUGUAGAGUUCAGGGGCCAACUUCCAGAGUUUUCCCUUUUUCCUGUUCUCACAAUACUGUAUGACUUUGAAGCAGGGAUGAAGACAGAGCCAAAGGCAUUUGGAAAAAAAAAAAAGUGAAAUGUGUCAACUGAAGUUACUGCGAAGAGUGUCUGACUUGUUUCUAAGUGUGAGCACUGCAGAGGCUUUUUUUCACUCCAGUUUCUAUUCAAAAUAAACUUUUCUCAUCAGAAAUGUAUUUCUUAGUUA